GAACUAAAAUAAAGUUGUCACUUCUUGUGUACGUUUAUCUGCCGUCGAUGUUGCAUAUAAAAAAAUAUUACAAAAAUCAGUGGAACAUUUCAAUUGAGUAAAAUAGAUGUCGUCAAUCCGCAAAAAGGACGGAGGAUCUUAACCAUAAAAUUAAAUUCUUAUUAGACUCAUAACAAAGUCCUUUGUUAAAGCUUUCUAACCUACAAUACUUGACUCCAACCUGUCAAUUAACUUUUUUAAAGUGAAUAAUCUGGUGAUAUAUCAUUUAAAAUGCUGCAAGCACUUCGGGAGAGGUCACAGAAACGUAAAAAAUUGCUAGCCCAAACGCUUGGAGUGUCGAGUGUCGAUGAACUUCGUCAAGUUCUGGGAACAGAGGUGGACAAUUCCCAGCGAAAAAAAUCACGAACGAGAUCCCUGGACCCUGACGAUGAAAAAUCAAAAAGCCAAAAGGACAACAACCUCCCAGCCGAUGAAAUCGUCUACAAGGAUUCGUCAACAUUUUUAAAGGGCACCCAGUCAUCAAAUCCCCAUAACGACUACUGCCAGCACUUCAUCGACACUGGCCAACGACCUCAGAACUUCAUCCGAGACGUGGGCCUUGCUGACAGGUUCGAGGAGUACCCCAAACUUCGAGAAUUAAUUAAAUUAAAAGAUGACUUGAUAUCUGACACUGCCACUCCUCCCAUGUAUCUCAAAACGAACCUCUCGACUUACAAUCUCAAAGAGCUCAAUUGCAAGUUCGAUGUGAUCCUCAUAGAGCCACCCCUCGAGGAAUACCAGAGGACGUGUGGAGUAACGAACGUCGAGUUAUGGAACUGGGACCAGAUAAUGGAGUUAGACAUCGGAGAAGUGGCAGCAAACAGGAGUUUCGUCUUUCUCUGGUGUGGGAGCAGUGAUGGUCUGGACAUGGGCCGUUAUUGCUUGAGGAAAUGGGGCUUCAGGAGGUGCGAGGACAUCUGCUGGAUCAGAACCAACAUUGAUAAUCCUGGCCACAGUAAGAAUUUAGAUAGCAAAGCUGUCCUUCAGAGAACCAAGGAGCAUUGUUUGAUGGGGAUCAAAGGAACUGUUCGAAGGUCCACUGAUGGAGAUUUCAUUCAUGCGAAUGUCGAUAUCGACCUGAUUAUUUCCGAGGAACCAGAGUAUGGCUCUAUUGAGAAGCCUGUCGAAAUAUUUCAUAUCAUUGAACACUUCUGUCUGGGGAGGAGAAGGCUUCAUCUAUUUGGCCGUGACAGCACAAUAAGACCUGGUUGGUUGACGGUGGGUCCUGAAUUGACAAACACAAAUUUCAAUGCAGAUCUCUACAGCAGUUACUUUGCCACCGGGCAAAUAACGACAGGUUGCACAGAGAGGAUCGAAGCACUUCGUCCAAAAUCUCCUCCACCAAAGGGCAAGGUAUCAGGAAGGGGCAGAGGGGCCUUCAAUCGCAGUGGACGGGGUCGAGGAAGAUGAAAUAAUCUUCAACGUUCUGUUUUGCUUCCAUAUUUUUAAGACGGGAUUAAUCAGCAGGAAAAAAAUAUCUGAAGCUCAAAUGAUAAACAAAGAAAAGUUGAAAUACGAAAUAGCUAAUGGGCCAUAUAUUUUUUCUCUAUUAAGUAUUAUCGAUCAACAAAAAAUGAUUCAUCCCAUUAUGAAGGUGAACUAAUCAGUGCGAUUUUUACU
Messenger RNA from Diachasmimorpha longicaudata, 1659 nucleotides. It is a transcript of the gene Mettl14, whose product is annotated as N6-adenosine-methyltransferase non-catalytic subunit. Gene Ontology annotation, molecular function: mRNA binding. NCBI's taxonomy places the organism in Eukaryota, Metazoa, Arthropoda, Insecta, Hymenoptera, Braconidae. Bases 271 to 1449 code for a protein of 392 amino acids. The record is from RefSeq and is a predicted model, not a curated record. Gene Ontology annotation, cellular component: RNA N6-methyladenosine methyltransferase complex; nucleus. The transcript is spliced from 4 exons.